CUGGUCCUGUCAGAGUGGGCGGGGUCUGCUGUGUGAUUUUAUAACUGUGAGCCGCCGCAGCGCUGCGUUCGCACCGUAAACAUGGCGCAGCAGAGGGACAAGUCCGCCGAUCAGAUGAAGCUCUGGAAGGAGAGCCGGGGCUCCCAGAAACCAGAUGUCCUUACCACAGGAGGGGGCAACCCCAUAUCGGACAAGCUGAACAUUUUGACCGUAGGUCCCCGGGGGCCGCUUCUGGUACAGGAUGUGGCCUUCACAGAUGAGAUGGCUCAUUUUGAUAGGGAGAGGAUCCCUGAAAGAGUCGUUCAUGCCAAAGGAGCAGGUGCGUUUGGCUAUUUUGAAGUGACACAUGACAUCACCAGAUUCACCAAAGCCAGGGUGUUUGAGUACGUUGGGAAGAGGACGCCACUCGCUGUGAGGUUCUCCACUGUUGCUGGCGAGGCCGGCUCAGCUGAUACCGUCCGAGACCCUCGUGGGUUUGCCGUGAAGAUGUACACAGAGGACGGAAACUGGGACCUUACCGGCAAUAACACCCCAAUCUUUUUCAUCAGGGACGCCAUGCUGUUUCCAUCUUUCAUCCAUUCUCAGAAGAGGAAUCCCCAGACUCACCUGAAGGAUCCAGAUAUGGUCUGGGACUUCUGGGCUCUGCGUCCAGAAUCUCUCCAUCAGGUCUCAUUUUUGUUUUCGGACCGCGGGCUUCCAGACGGUCACCGUCACAUGAAUGGUUAUGGCUCACACACCUUUAAACUUAUCAAUGCAAAGGGUGAAGCUGUGUAUUGCAAAUUUCACUACAAGACCGACCAAGGCAUCAAAAACCUUACGGUGGAGGAAGCUAAUCGCUUGGCGGCCAGUGAUCCAGACUACGGGAUUCAUGAUCUCUAUGAAGCCAUCGCCAACGGGAACUAUCCUUCCUGGACCUUUUACAUCCAAGUCAUGACCUUCGAGCAAGCUGAGAAAUUCCGCUUUAACCCAUUCGAUUUGACCAAAAUUUGGCCUCAUGGAGAAUACCCGCUGAUUCCCGUGGGGAAGAUGGUGUUGAACAGGAACCCAGUGAACUACUUUGCCGAAGUGGAGCAGCUGGCGUUCGACCCGAGUAACAUGCCCCCCGGCAUAGAACCCAGUCCGGAUAAAAUGCUGCAGGGGAGACUCUUUUCUUACCCAGACACUCACCGACACCGAUUGGGUGCCAAUUAUCUACAGAUCCCGGUAAACUGCCCAUACAAGGCUCGCGUUGCCAAUUACCAACGAGAUGGACCCAUGUGCUUCUCUGACAAUCAGGGUGGAGCGCCGAAUUACUACCCCAACAGCUUCUCUGCUCCAGAGAACCAGCCUCAAGUAAGGGAACACAGGUUCCACGUGUCUGGAGAUGUCUCGAGAUACAACAGCUCCGACGACGAUAACGUCACUCAGGUCCGGGACUUCUACACCAAAGUGCUGAACGAAGAGGAGCGCAAGCGCCUGUGUGAGAACAUCGCUGGACACCUAAAGGGCGCUCAGCUCUUCAUCCAGAAGAGAGCUGUGAAAAACUUCAGCGACGUUCACCCCGAUUACGGCGCCCGGAUCCAGGCAUUGCUGGAUAAAUACAACGCUGAAGGCCCGAAGAAGAAAACUGUGAAAACGUACACCCAGCAUACAUCCUACCCGACAGGCAACGACAAGGCCAAUCUGUAAACCUUCUUCUUCGAGAGCGUAUCCGUCCGCAGGCUCCUACCUGCCUUUUAAUUGUACCGAGUGGCUUGGAUAAGAAAUCUCGCAGGAUCAAUUCAGCUAAUUCUUUUAUUCUUAACCAUUUCAGUGCCCUGCGGCUUCGUGCAGCUUGACAGUCCGUGGUGCUGGUACUGAAACGGUUACAAGUAAUGGUAACGCGCAUGUUGGAAAUGUUCCAGUUUUUGUUUUGAAAAUAACACGUUACAAAUUAUUAGUAACAGCCAAGAUUUAAAAAAUAAACACUUGUGUCGGUUUAAUUUCCUGAAAGAUCCGGCACGGAAUGAUUCGCUUCGGCCGGAAUUCUCAAAGCUUUUCUAAACUGGAAACGGCUUUAAGUGCCUUUCUUUUUAAAGGGCUCAACUAGUUGCUUGUUGGUUGUCUUGUUCUCUAACUCGUUGAAUAGCGGUCAACUUUAAAUGUUGCCCUUGGAGGGGGAUCUGUCAUCGUUAGGGGCUGUCUGACAAUCUGGGGGGGUAUAUGUCCUCUCCAGGCUUAUUCUUCAGUAGGGUGUUAUCUGUUAUGCUGAGAAGGUUGAUGGGAUGGGAAUAUCAGACUAAUCUCUUUUUCUGUAUAAUAAACCUUCUGUGAUUAAUGCAA
Molecule: messenger RNA, 2301 nt
Organism: Spea bombifrons (plains spadefoot toad)
Lineage: Eukaryota; Metazoa; Chordata; Amphibia; Anura; Pelobatidae
Product: catalase
Exons: 13
Coding region: 82-1668 (528 amino acids)
Biological process (GO): hydrogen peroxide catabolic process; response to hydrogen peroxide
Cellular component (GO): peroxisome; mitochondrion; cytoplasm
Molecular function (GO): heme binding; catalase activity
Source: RefSeq, a predicted model, not a curated record